This is a messenger RNA of Ananas comosus (pineapple), 1332 nucleotides long. RefSeq lists its product as uncharacterized. The record is from RefSeq and is a predicted model, not a curated record. Lineage: Eukaryota; Viridiplantae; Streptophyta; Magnoliopsida; Poales; Bromeliaceae.
CCUCUCCUCUCCGCCUCCUCUCCUCCUCUAUUCCUCUAAAACCUCCGCUCGUUCCGCCCGGCUAGAUAGCCGUAGUAGAGGCCGGCCUCAACCUUCACCAGGCAUUCACGUCGACGACACCGGCCUCAGCGUCGUGCAUUUGCUCCUCCUCAAGAUAACAACAAUUAUAAAUAUUAUUGAAAAGAAAAAGAUUAUGGAUUUUGGAUACCCUCGAAAUCUUUGGCCUGAAAUCUUAAAGCUCUACAUCACUCAGGAAGGUGUUAGGUCACCAUUUUUAUCCAAGGAAAGCAAGAGCAAGAACAUUCGCUUCCCUGCUGAAGAAAAGCAAGAACAUUCGCUUCGCCUCGCCAUUCCGAACUAGACAGUCUGUGCAAUUUAAUGUUUCAGCUGAAGCAAUUGGAGAAGAACAUAAAGCUGUUAACAGAUGCGAGCAAGUAGGCCCCUUCACCUCUGUUCUCUUUACUUAAUAGACUUUUCACCUCAUUCGCUAUCAUAGUUUUAUCUUUUAUGAGUGAUAAUUUGAUUACAUAACCUUGUCGUCGUAGAAACUUUACAUGAAAAGCUGAUGACACAAAGUACUGGGUAUUUGCUUGGAUUACAUAUUCUUUUUUUUGGUUUCGUCUCAUUUACAUUUUGUGGGGUUGGUUGGAGGCGAGAGGGUCUUGUCUAUAAGAAAAAUGAGGUGAUGUUUCUAUAUCUUAGUUUUUCCUUUCUGUGGUUUAUUAUGGCAGGAGACAACUAAUGGCAGCAUGAUGCAGGUUUCUUUAACAUAGUCUAAAACGUAAAUCUUCUUUUGUCCUCUAGAGGUACAUUGUUGACGUGUUUGGAGUUAAGUUAUUAUGAUAUAUGAGCAUCUAGCAAUUUACUAUUUUUUCGUAUCUGCUACUGUUAUUUUGUUUCAGAAACUUUUCGUUUUUACUUUAGUUCAGCUCUCAAACUGAUAAUAUAAGGCCACCAGUUUUGUUUGACUAGCAUAAAUUCGAUUCAUGCUAUACUGUACAUUUAUGUUAUUUUAUCACUUAACGAGAUGUAUCCUAUAAUCUAGCAAAUUUUUAUUGUUGUAACUAUGCUUUGUUGACUGAUGUUCUAGGAAUAGCAGGUCCACUACAAGGUCAGCCACAGUUAUUCAUCUCUCAUUCUGCACAGUUCAUACAGGGUGGUGGUUCAGAGCGAGCAACUGGUUGAGAGGAGCUGCGUUAUGAGCGACAUUUUGUAGUUGAAACUCAUGUAUGAAAUUUAUUUUUUUUUUGGCUGUAAUUCAAACAAGCAUUUUGUCGCUGAAACUCCUGUAUGAAAUUUAUUUUUAAUAUUGAAAUUGUGAUUUGUCGCAAA